Molecule: messenger RNA, 6114 nt
Organism: Condylostylus longicornis
Lineage: Eukaryota; Metazoa; Arthropoda; Insecta; Diptera; Dolichopodidae
Exons: 3
Coding region: 64-6114 (2016 amino acids)
Source: RefSeq, a predicted model, not a curated record
AAAAGCGCGCAAUAUUAACUUUUUCAUUUUUAUGAAAUUAAGCUCAAUUUUUUUAUUUAAUAAAUGAAUAAGCAAACGAAAAUUGAUGAAUUUAUUGUAAAAUCAAACGUCUCUAAAAGGGAAGCCAGUAAGAAUUGUAAUAACACACGCUUACAAAUUCGUUUCCUACAGUACAAUCUAUUUAAGCAGGAGAAUAUUUCAUUUGAGGAAUUCUUAGAAUUCACAAAUGUAAGGGAACUAGUUCAGCUUAGUUUAAGUCGCCGUCAUCCGAAAACUGUACAAGCUCAUACAAAAUAUAUAGAUGAUUACGCUAGGCAAAUAUACGAUUGCUGUCAAAGUGAUCCAAAUUAUUUAUCCAAAACUAAAACAUUUUUAAAUUUACAAUGUAAACCAAAACCUUGGAUUUCACAAAGUGAAAAGAACUUAAUUUCAAAAUUUAAGAUAAAGAAACAAAUAAAAAUUAAUAUGUGUAAAAAUAAUGUGUUGAAAACAAGAAACAAUAUUUUGGAUUUAUGGGUUGAACUUUCAAAAUAUUAUAUAACUAAUGUGGAUGCAGAAUUUGGUAUUAGUUACUUGAAUCAAAAAUUGAAAAAGUAUAGUUUAUGUCGCAUUGAAAAAGGUUUGAACAAAAAGAUUCUAAAAUUAAAAACAAAGCAUCCGUUGAAACAAUGUAACAACGGAGGAGACAAUCCAAUAUCUAAUAUGAAAAAACUUGAGGCAAAAUCAAAUACUGUAAACAAGAAAAAUAAAAAAGGUACGGAAAACAUUAACUUUAAUGAAGCCGGUUAUGGGAGUGUCCCGAAAAGAAAACCUUGUCCUAAAUCGAAGAUACCAAGAAAAAUAAGAGACGCGGAAACACAAUUAGCAAAAAACAUUCAUGAAGAAACUAAAUCUAAAUUUCCAAAAACUGAAAUUGAAAUUAAUAGUAAGAAUGUCGAUGAAAAAAUGCUCAAUUGGAUAGAAAAAACAGAUUCUGUUUGUAUGAAAAUUGAAAUACCAAAACCAGUAGAAGAAACCCAUGAUAAAGGAGAAUACGCAAUUCUAGAUUCAGUAGAAUGCAUUUCAAAAUUAGCCAAGUUACCAAAGGAAAUUAAAACAAAAAAACCUGGCCCAAAAUCGAAAACUAUGAGAAUUCAGAAAGACAGCUUUUAUCAAACUUACACAGAACAAAAUAUGAUAGAUAAAACAAAUUCAAAAACAAUUAGAAAAGGCGAUAAUAUGGAAUCAAUUGUAAAUUGCAAACCACCUUCAAAAUCAUGCGAAACAGCAGAAAUAGAAGUGACAUCGAAAUUCAGUUCGUCUGAAAUUAUAAAUGAAAAAAUUAUGGUAAAAUUAAACAUUAACAAAAAAAGCCAAAAUCAAAAAAUUAUUAAAUUUUUGAAAGAAGCGCAGCCUAAAAGUAAAAUGGUUCCAGAAUUUAAGGAAUUAGUCACUAAUGACGAACGUCAGGAAUCUACUAGAGAAUUAUUAGGCAACUCGAAUACUGAUUUAAAUACUGUAAGAAUUUAUUUUAAAAAAUAUCACAAACUUUUUAAUAAAUACAAUGUUAAUCAUAUCAGCGAUGAAAUAAAACAAAAAGUUAUUUUAAGAUGUGAACAAAUGCUGGAAAAAAAUUGCAGCGAAACCCUCCAAAAUAUUCAAACAGAAAAUGGCAUCAUCACCGAAUUACCUUUUGCAAAACCAGAAUGUGAAAGUUAUACAGGAACUUCUCAAAAAAGCAAAAAUCCGGCUACAGAACAUUCGAAAAACGUUGUUCAUCCCAAUUUCAGUAUUGCGGGUGAUAAAUCUAAUUAUAUGAAGUAUUUAAAAUUGGCUAGCUCCAAAAUUUCAAGCAACAAGAAUUUAGUAUCAGAGAAUUUAAAAAAACAAGACUAUAUAACCAAUAAUGAAUUGUUGAAUGUUGAGCAAAAAAAAAUUAGAAAAGGAAAGCAAAAAGGAGUUUUUGAAAAUUCUGAAAACAGUGUUCCUAAUAAACAAACUGAGGAUUUAGAUGAAAAUAUUCCAAAUUGUAAGUUAUAUAGUGAUGAGAAUAUUUCAUCAAAGUUCAUGGCUGAUAAAACGGACAUACAAAUUAAUAUUCAGAGUGAAGACGCUUGUUUAGACACAAUGGGAAAUUUAAACAAGUCCAAGGUAUUAAACAAUCAGGACAGUAAAGAAGAAGCUUUUACUAGCCAUAAUUUUGCAGAGAUUCCGAUCAAAAAAGAGCACGAUACACAAUAUUCAAAUUACUUUGAUGAAGUUUCGAUAUUAUCACCAGAAAAAAAUGAAACAAUUAUUAUCGAAAAUGACACGGAAGAUGUUACACAAAUGUUAGAAGAAAUGUUGUCAUCAGACAAAUCGAACAUAAAACUAAAUUCACAACUAACAAAUUGUUCUCAAGUUGCUUUAAAAUAUUUUCCAGAGGUUGAAAAAGCUUCUGAAAAAGAUCCCGUUACAUCAUAUCCACAUUCAAAUCUCCUAACUCUUACCAAAAGUAGUACUUCUGCCAAAAUUCAUGUAAAUUCUAGUACACUUGAGAUGGGGAAACAAAAUAUAAAUAAUUUAUUCAUUAGUAAAUCUUGCCCAACAUUUAGGCCAAAAAUUUUACGUAAGAGUAAUACAUCAGAUUUGCUGACUUCUCCAGAAUUUUUUGAAAGUAAGACAAAUGCCACUGAUUCUUCAGUAAUAUUUCUUUCAAAAUUAUUAGAUAAUAAAGAACUUGAUACAAAUAUAGUACAAAAUAAAUUCACUGAUGUUAAUGAAACAAUGAUUUGCGAGAAGUCACCACCCCGAGUGUUAAAAGACUUAGAUCCAUGUAAAAAAGAUAGAAAUAAAGAUCCAUUAUUACCACUUUCUAACGAAAAAGCAAAUAAUUCAAAAGAAUGCAGUUUAGGUUUGCCAAAAACACAUGAAAAAUCAUCGAGGCCAUCGUUAGAUAUGUUCCAAUCAAGCAAAUCGAAACAGAUGCAAAUAUUUGAAAGCCAACAAGAAUCACAAUUACAUGAACUUUCCGGAAAAUCAAACCCAAUAUUAACGAAUGAUAAAAAUGGUAUUGAAAAUACUAUAUGUUCUAAUUUCGAUGAAGUAUCUUUGUUUGAUAAUGAGCAAAACAAAACUGUGGUAAACCAUUUAACAUCUAAAAUAACUAAAGAAAAAAGGGAAGCAGCGGGAUCUUCUAACAUUACAAAUAGCAAUUUGUUAUUACCUUCAAAUAAUAUAGGAAAAGUGCAAAUUGAAUCAGAAAAUGAAAUAAAUUAUGAUGGAGACAAGAAUUCGGAUAAAAAAUCAUCUAAAAAAUCAGAUAAUCUUAAUGAAAAAGAUGAAGAUCAAAACUUUUACAAUGCAGAAGAAGUUGUAAUAAAAAAGGAGCACGAUACACAAUAUUCAAAUUAUUUAGAUGAAGUUUCAAUUUUGUCCCCAAAAAAAAGUGAGGCAAUAGUUAUCGAAGAUGAAACGGAAGAUGUUAAUAAAAUGCUGGAAGAGAUGAUGUCAUCAAGUAAUCCUACAUCAACAUCAUUUUCUGAAAGUACUCUGAUACAACGUCCUGAAAUUCAACCAAAUAUUAAUGAUAAAAGUUACCAAACAGAAAAUCAAAAUUCAAAUAAAUUGGUGACUACAGAACUCGAUAACUCAAUAAAAAUUCCCUUAAAUCUUAAUUCAUUCGAAAAAACUGUUGAAGUUCCUGAAAAUUUAUUUAAUAAUAAAAAAAUUUCACUGUCACAGCAAACUUGUGGAAAAGAUAAAAUGGAUCCAAUCUCUUCUUCUUUAAUACCUACAAUUCCACCAAAAAGGUUACGAGAUAGAAGGCAGUUGGUAAAAAGAAUGAUGGAAAAUGCUCUCAAUAGUGAUAUUGAUAGCUCAAGCUUACAACUUAAUGUUGAAGGGUCGUCAAAUCUGAAUCUGAAUUCAGUUUUUAUAACAAAUCAAAAAAAAUCACCAAUUAACCCGCAAAAAGUGCUUCCUACAUACCAAAAGAACUCAAAAAGGCCAGAACUUCAAUGUGAAACCCAAUUUUCUGAAAUUACAAAUGUGCUUAAUGCUACCGAUGUCUCAUUUACAAAUAAAAACGAUGAUAUAAAGGGUACCUUAAAUUUUGAAAAGCAUUAUAUUACAGAGCAUACUUAUGAUAAUGAUGAUAACUUAAAAGAAAACGUUUCGUCUGUCGAUCAGAGAUUUUCAUUAAUUGAAGCACCAAAUUUUAAGGAAAAAGAAUCAAAAAAAAAUUUUUUGAGUAUAAAUGAAAAUCUCAAUUAUGGCAAUAGCGACAACAUAAAUCCAAAAGAAAAUUGUAUAAUAAAAUUUAAUGGUCGCCCUUUUAGUUUUACUGAAAAAUUACAGCAAAUUAUGAAGAAAAGAAGCAUGUUAUACAAUAACGUUUUUGAUGAGUCCAAUUCAAUAUUGAAUACAAUUCUUCCGAAGAGAUAUGCAAAGCAACUGUCUAAGCGACCAAUAGAAAAUAAACUCAAUAAUCAGAAUGAUGAUUUAGUUUUACCACUUUCUAUUCGAAAAUCAAUGAGUUCGAAAAACGUGAACAUAAAUUCUUCAAAUAAUCAUUUACUAUUUAAUUCAAGCUCAGAAAUACCUAUAAAAGCAGAUUUGAACUUUGAAACGCAAUUAUCUGAGCUUUCAAAUGAAGAGAAAACAGAUCCUUUAUUGUUAACCAAUAAAAACAACGAUAUAAAUAGUAAUGUUAAAAAUUUUAAUAUCGAGAAUUAUUUCAUUGUUGAAGAUCGUGAUAAUUGCACACAAGAAACGCCGUGCUUUAUUCAAAAAUUUUCGCCUUUAAUAUUUCAAAAGUCUCAAAAUAAAGAUAUCCCUUUCGAAACCACUGAACGGAACAAUGAAAAUUUAAAAUCAUCUUCCAAUAAAGAUUUGAAAAAUAUAAAAGGUGAAAAUUGCCAAAGUCUAAAUAAAAUAAAAAAAAAUACUGGUAAAAAAAUUAUUAAGAAAAAAAACAUUUCAAAAAAGAUAUUACCUUCUUCAAAAGAAAUUAAAACAAAAAAGGAUAAAUCCCAAAACAAACAUAAGCUUUAUCACAAACUAUGUCCUAACGAAUCAUUUGCUUUACAAGAGCGACAUAAAUUCCCAAGCUUACAGAUUAUUCUAAAUCGAGGUAAUGGAUCAAGAAAAAUUAUAGAAGGACAAAAUUUUUCUUCAAGUCAGCCGGAAGACACUUCAAAAGCAUCAAAUGAAAAUCAUAAUAGUAAGGAAACUUCUAUAAUGACAAAUUCUCAAUUAUUGAAUAUCGAUAUUACUUAUUUUAAUUCUUCGCAGUUGUCCAGUCAAAAGAUUUACCAAAUGUUAUUAAUUGACACUCAAAAUGUAUGUGGAAACAAAACAGCAUCAGGUAAUCAUUCAAGUAAUGGAAAGAAUAAUACGAAUGAUGAAUUAUUGCAAAACGAGAGGCGAGAUUUAAAUGAUGUAGCGCAUAACUCAAACAAAUUUUUCAAUGUAGAAAAGAAAAAUUCAGUUGUUAACAUGUAUAGUGAAUUCAAUUCAAAAAAUUAUUCCGAAUUCGAUAUUAACUUUCUAAAUAAUUUUUUUGAAAACAAAAAAAGUAUGCAGUCUGUUAAAAAUUUGAAUAAUCUUCAUGACACACCAAAAUCUUUUCCAAUACCUUCAUAUCCAUAUUUUAUUUUAACAAAGUUUUCAAUAAAUGAAAUAGAUUUCAACAGUUUCUCAUAUAUUUCAAGAUUUCUUCAACAAAAUAAUAAUUCAGAAAUUCUACUUAAUCUAUAUUUAAAAAUCAUUAUCAAUAUUAAUUCCACAAAUUUCAGUAGCCUGAUAUGUGACAAUUCCACGAUAAAAAAUUUAUUUAAUAUUAAUGAAGCAUUAUGGUUAGAUUUACUAAAAAUUUUUCAAUCGUUUAAAAAAUUCAAAUUUAUACCGCACAAUAAUAGUUAUGUCCCAACUCAAAAAGAGGAGAAAAUUUUAUUUUAUUUUUUUAAAAGUUUUCCAUCUUAUGUUCUUGUUCCAUUUCGUUUUAGUGAACAUAUCAAUGAUUACAUAUAUUUUUUAAAACCUCAAAACUGUAUUAAAAAAGAGAAUAAAAAUUUAUCUAAAACUGUAGAUCCGAAAAUUUUAAAUUCAAUGAAAAAUUAUCGUCAAUAUUUAUUGUCCAAAACGGAAAAAUAA